AUGAACGAUGCCGCAACCUCUACAUCUAACAGGUCUCUUGUCGAAGCGCUUGAUGCAAAAGUGCUAUCUCUUCAGCAAAAAUUGCUUUGCAAUGUCGACAAAAUCGACGCAGUGCCCGAUGCCAUGUUCGCAACCGAAUUCCGUCAGCUUGCAAAGGCUAUCAAAGCUUUAAGUCGACAAAUUCAGUUGAAAGACCCCGAAUCCUUGAUCCGCAUUGAUGCUGUUACGCAGAGUCUUCUGGUCGGCCGAGUGAAGCGAGAAGAUCUAAACUCCGCCGUCUGCAUAAGGCCUAUUAUCGAAGCAUUUGUUUGGUCCAUCUUGUAUAGUCGGCUUUUUUGCAAUCCCUAUAAGGACUGUCACCAACUUUCGUCAACCAUCUAUGCUUUGGCUAACAAGAUCUUGUCCAAUCAUCAACACCGGUGGCCUUCACCCACUACAUCUUCUGAGAAAUGGCGAGUGAUUAGCAUGGAGCAACUCGUGCAGCGUGUGGGAGAAGAAGCAAUCGCUACGGGUAAGAUUCAGGGGAAGUGUUUGCAGCUGGAAGCGAACAUCCGACGCGUCCGCUCCAAGGUCAAGGACAUCAUCGAAGGAUACCUCAUCCGCGUAUCGCCGGGCACAAACUUUUCGCGUGUCGACGCCAUCGUGGACAAGGCGUUCUCGCUGGCUCUUCAUAUAUUCCUCCAGCGUUGCCGCAUACAGGUCGUCUACCCUGAUAUCGGAGACACGUACGACAAAGAACAGCCCCAUCUUGAUAGCAUCGCGGAGAGCAUCGAAGUUGAGAAAGGCAGGGUAGCUCUUAUCGCUUCUCCUGGUCUGGCCAAAUGGGUUGAUGGUGAAGGCAAACACUUGGACCAACGCCUAGAUGUCGUUCCUGCUAUGGUCCUGGCCAAACCGGUGGCCAAGGAGGAUGACGAGAAACAGGUUCUGAUGGAGCGGCUUACCAGCUCGAAAGAUGAAGCUCUGGUUCGCAUCAAGACGUCCACUCGAAAAUUUAUUCAUCCCCAAGUCGUCAUCCCGUCCAAGCCCAAGAGUGAAGAUCUCUUCAUGAAAAUUGAAGACACCGAAAUGGCUGAUGGCGUGCAAUGGGCAUGGCCAGACGCAGAUUAG
Messenger RNA from Paraphaeosphaeria sporulosa, 1107 nucleotides. RefSeq lists its product as uncharacterized. The transcript has 2 exons. Bases 1 to 1107 code for a protein of 368 amino acids. NCBI's taxonomy places the organism in Eukaryota, Fungi, Ascomycota, Dothideomycetes, Pleosporales, Didymosphaeriaceae. The record is from RefSeq and is a predicted model, not a curated record.